Messenger RNA from Hevea brasiliensis (rubber tree), 1044 nucleotides. Its product is annotated as metalloendoproteinase 2-MMP-like. The transcript has a single exon. Lineage: Eukaryota; Viridiplantae; Streptophyta; Magnoliopsida; Malpighiales; Euphorbiaceae. Gene Ontology annotation, biological process: collagen catabolic process; extracellular matrix organization; proteolysis. The record is from RefSeq and is a predicted model, not a curated record. Gene Ontology annotation, molecular function: metalloendopeptidase activity; zinc ion binding. Gene Ontology annotation, cellular component: extracellular matrix. Bases 124 to 1044 code for a protein of 306 amino acids.
UCUCUUACCAAAUUCAUUAAAAUAUAUGCGUAAAUCACAUGAUUUUAUACAAGUGAAUGCGUGGUUGUAUAAAGCCAUGCAACAUCAACUUAAAUCAUCAAACCAGAAACAGAAAAAUAAGGCAUGUUCUUGCUAAAACAACUCAGAAUGCCUUGCCAAGUCUCCCAUCUUUUGGUAGUCUUCCUCCUCUUUUCAAUCCAAUUCUCCAUAUCUCAGUCUAAAACCUUGAAAUUUGAAGGGCAAGCUUUCAAAUUCUUUCAAAAUAUAGAGCAAGUCCACAAGGGCCAAACUGUUGCUGGGCUUAUUGAAGUGAAAAAAUUCCUUAUUAGAUUUGGAUACUAUCCAAAUCCAGAUCAUGUCAAUCAUCUAAACAAUAAUUUUGAUGAUCAUUUGGAGUCUGCACUCAAAGCAUACCAAAACUUCUACCAUCUCAAGGUUACUGGAAGUCUUGACUCUGAUACCAUAAAAAGAAUGAUGAUUCCACGAUGUGGAGUGCCUGAUCUCACCAAUUUCACAUCCCUGAAUCAGUCCAGAAACUCUAACAUUGGUUUGCUUUAUGCAUAUCCAAAUGGGAAGCCAAAAUGGCACAAAUUUAAUCUCAGCUACUCAUUCCUCCCUAAUGUCCCCAAUACUCCAGACGUGAAGGCUGCUUUUGCAGAAGCUUUUGUAAGUUGGAAGAUUGUAUCCCAGUUCAAUUUUCACCGAGCCGCUGCUGGUGAAGCAGCAAAUCUUGUGAUUGGGUUUUAUACCGGUGCUCAUGGAGAUGGAUUCCCUUUUGAUGGGCCUGGCAAAAUAUUGGCUCAUUCUUUCUACCCACCAGAUGGAAGGUCACAUUAUGAUGCGACUGAGAAUUGGAGUACUCAUCCUGCCAAGGACCAAAUGGACUAUGAAUCUGUGGCUCUUCAUGAAAUAGGUCAUCUCCUGGGCCUUGCACAUAGUCAGGAUCCCAAUGCUGUCAUGUACCCUACAAUUGCACCAGGGGCUAUUAAAAGGGAUCUCGCCCUAGAUGAUGUUAAAGGCAUACAAGCUCUGUAUCCUCUUUAA